CAAUCACCGCUUUGAAAAUUUGAGAAGUAACUAACCGUGUCUAAUGCCAUGGCAUCUAACGAACUACAAGAAAAAGCAAAUUAUACAAGACUUAGUAGACUUUUAGUUGACAAAGGAACUGAGGCUUUCAGAAAUACAUUUGAUACCAUCCAUCCACCUGUUAGUCUACCCAGAGUAUUGGCUGCAAACAAAACAUCUCUUCAAAAGUUAAAACCUCGAGUUAUUAAUAAAUCCCAGUGGGAUUUACUGUUUCCUCCGUCUGGCAACCCACAAGAUUCCAAAACCCUUGAUGUCACAUUACUUACAGUUCUAUUCCGGAACAUUUGUGGUUUUCCAUCAACAGGAUGGAGUGUAAUGCCUCCGGAUACUGAUAGAUCAGGAAUCAAGUGUUACAGAAAUGAAGUUAUUGCACAUGUAACAACAACCAGAGUUGAUAAUUCAACAUUUCAUUCUUUAUGGAAGAAAAUUUCCCAGGCGAUAGUAGAAUUGGGCGUUUCACAGAUUGAAAUCGACGAUUUAAAAAAUUGUCCUCUUGGGCCUGAAGAAGAAGUGUCUGUGCAAAAGCUUAAAGAUUGGAAACUGCACGAAGAUGAGUGUAUUAAAAUGCUUGUAACAAUGACACAAAUCGUUGAAGAAACCCGCGAUGGAGUAAAUCUACUAUGCCAGUCUUUGUUGAAGAAAAGUGACAAUGAGAUCCCGCAGACAUCCCUCAAGCGUACGCUAUCAUACCCGAGGAUGGCAAUCCUGAAAAAAAUUCUGCAAGGAGAGUAG
Dendronephthya gigantea is the source of this 771-nucleotide messenger RNA. RefSeq names its product E3 ubiquitin-protein ligase DZIP3-like. The transcript has 3 exons. Lineage: Eukaryota; Metazoa; Cnidaria; Anthozoa; Malacalcyonacea; Nephtheidae. Bases 49 to 771 code for a protein of 240 amino acids. The record is from RefSeq and is a predicted model, not a curated record.